AUGAGUGGAUUGGAAGCUGUGCAAAGACGGAAGAAUGGCUCAAUUGGGAAAGCGAGGAACACAAACAAACGUAUGGUUGUCACUACGACUCAACAGACAAUUAUCACUCGACGUACCGUCACCGUCUCCCGCAUCGUGUCAUAUCAAAUUGAUUUUGGAAAGCUAUUACGGAAAGUUCGAAACGAUGGAUUAGCCGUACGCAACUUCAUCUUGCAGAGAUUCAACAUCAAUUUAUCUGACAAGCAAAACCGCUUUCAAAGUACCACGGCGUUUACGGAACGAAAGUUCUUCAAAUCUGAUCAUGUUAAAAAGGUGCACGUGGAUGUCUGGGUUACGGCAGUCACUCUGUGGAACAAGAGAAUAAAACCAAGCGUACUGAAGAAAGAAGAUAAAAGAAGGCACUGUAAUCUUAUUACUCUCAGCUAUGUCAAGAAAUAUAUUUCGUUCCAGAAACACGAUGGGCAGUUCACCUUGGACGCCGAAUUUGUUAGACUACUCGGCUUUGAAUCUUCCAAAGACUUUGAACAAGCAAUUAACGUCUACAUCAAAUCGAAACGCGUAUCUAAAUUGGACAUCCACGUUAUUUACACUGCCGUUUCUUUCUGGUAUUUGUGCUUGGUUGCUGAAGAGUUUAUCCUGUCGUUCCAAUCCAGCACUUCUGAUGAACGACUUAAAAAACUCGACAAGUCUCAUCGUUUCGGUCUUUAUCACAUCAUUCCUCAGGGCUCUCUUAUUGAAGCACAAAAGUGGAUGGAUAUCAUCGUACACAAAAACGGGAAACAUGGAUUAGUGAAUCAAUUAAUGAUGUACACAGAA
Messenger RNA from Paraglomus brasilianum, 816 nucleotides. NCBI's taxonomy places the organism in Eukaryota, Fungi, Glomeromycota, Glomeromycetes, Paraglomerales, Paraglomeraceae. The record is from the annotation of a GenBank genome assembly.